Ornithodoros turicata is the source of this 348-nucleotide messenger RNA. RefSeq lists its product as uncharacterized. The coding region runs from base 1 to 348 and encodes 115 amino acids. The transcript has a single exon. Lineage: Eukaryota; Metazoa; Arthropoda; Arachnida; Ixodida; Argasidae. The record is from RefSeq and is a predicted model, not a curated record.
AUGGCUGAGGCUGAGAGAGUACCGGCGAAGAGCGGGGAGGUCGUCUACUAUAUGCCUCACCAGGCGGUACUGAGAGAGACGAGUAGCACUACCAAAUUGAGAGUGGUGUUCGACUGCUGGUCAAGUAAUGGAAGCACGAAGUCCCUCAACGACUGUUUGGAAGUCGGGCCUAAUUUAAACCCGGAUGUAGUGGAGCUAAUGAUCAACGUCCGAAUCAAUAAGGUGGCUUUAGUAGCGGAUGUGGAGAAAGCCUUUCUACAAAUACAAGUGAAAGAGGACGAUAGGGAUGCUCUUCGCUAUCUCUGGUAUGAAGGAAAGCCACAAAAGGAAGCCCGCUACCGAAAAUAG